Messenger RNA from Trichoderma atroviride IMI 206040, 906 nucleotides. Lineage: Eukaryota; Fungi; Ascomycota; Sordariomycetes; Hypocreales; Hypocreaceae. The record is from RefSeq and is a predicted model, not a curated record.
AUGACUGCUACAGAUCCGCUUCAAGGCCUUCCUGAUGACUACGUCGUCACAUCUCAAGCUUUCACCAAACAAACCUACCGAGACGUAUAUCCCGCCAUCGACCCAUCAAAUCCCGCCCUAUCACAGAAAGGCAAAGUUGUAAUAAUCACAGGUGCAAGCAAGGGCAUAGGAAGAAAGGGAUUUGCUCGUUCCUUUGCCAUCGCCGGAGCUAAAGGAAUUGUGCUUAUUGCCCGUAGUCUCAACCAGCUGCAAGAGGCAGCUGAGGAGUUGGGUAAGGAGUUUCCGAAAACCCAAUUCUUGCCUCUUGCGUGCGAUGUUCGAAGUGAAACGUCUGUCAAGGCGGUGUUUGAGCAGAUCCGAGCUGCUUUUGGAACUGCCGAUGUGCUGGUGAAUAAUGCAGGCGCCAGCGAUGGUGGCCAGCCGCUACGAUCUACCUCGGCAGCCGCCGUUUGGGAGCCUUUUGAAAUCAACUUGAAGGGUUCGCUCCUCAUGGUCCAUGAAUUUCUCAACCUUAUUGGCACCUCCAACGAGGCCACUAUUAUCAACGUCUCUUCUGCGAUGGGUUUCAUCGUCAUGCCCGGAAAGACUAGCUACUGUCUAUCAAAGCUUGCCCUGACGCAGCUAUCUCAAUUCAUUGCCAUGGAGAAUCCCAAUGUGCGAGCCGUCAGUAUUCAUCCGGGAACCAUCAUGACGGAUAUAACACCUCCUUGGCUGGCCCGGUUUUCUAGGGAUACGCCGGCACUGGCUGCUGGCUGCGCGCUUUGGCUGACGACCAAGGAAGCUUCUUUUUUGAAUGGACGAUAUGUCAGCGCCAAUUGGUCUGUUGAGGAGCUUGCGCAGCGUUCGGCAGAGAUUGUUGAAGGGAAGAAGCUGUUGGUACAGCAUACUGGAGAGCUUGCUUACUAG